Rhipicephalus microplus (southern cattle tick) is the source of this 1524-nucleotide messenger RNA. It is a transcript of the gene Dpit47, whose product is annotated as DNA polymerase interacting tpr containing protein of 47kD. Gene Ontology annotation, molecular function: Hsp70 protein binding; Hsp90 protein binding. Gene Ontology annotation, biological process: protein folding. Gene Ontology annotation, cellular component: cytosol; nucleus. NCBI's taxonomy places the organism in Eukaryota, Metazoa, Arthropoda, Arachnida, Ixodida, Ixodidae. The record is from RefSeq and is a predicted model, not a curated record.
UCCUUCCUUCAUGUUACAACGCUAGGACCAUGGCAACAAAGACAUGGAGGAACUUUCUGCCAACGUUUAUAGAUACUUCUCCUAUCAUAGAGUUUCCUAAAUAUUGUCCUCCACGGACUAAGGUAAACGUUUCAAGCCAAGUGAAGUCGCAGGGGAGUCGGCUGAAAAACGACACGUGACUUGUCAGCGCGAGUAGACGUGAGCACGUUGUCGCGUUGUUUUAAAACAUUUCGAAAAGUUUGGAAAGGUUCGAGGUCGUGUGGUGAAGUCCUGAAGAGAGCUUUUGACGACGUCGAAAAGCCCGGCUGAACAGGAGGACACUGUCAUGGACGAAGAAGCGAGAAUGAAACUGCUAGAAAAGCUUCAACAAGAAGAGGAGGAAUUCAUUGCCGGUUUAAAACCAAGUAAAUAUCGGGAUGGCUGGAAAGAAGAAACGUGGGAAAAGGAAAUGGAAGAGCACCCACUUUUUGCCAAAAGCCUUCCGGACUCAGGGGAGUUGCCACCUCUCGUAGAAGCCAUGCAGCAAUUGAAAUAUGAUACUGAACUGAAUGGUCCAGAAGAUUUGGCUGAGCAGUACAAAGAUGAUGGGAACAACAACUUCAAGUUGAAGAAGUAUCGUUGGGCUGUGGCUUCGUACACGGAGGGACUCAGGCAGAAGUGCAAAAGUCUUGAGCUGAAUGCCCAACUGUACUGCAACAGGGCAGCAGCCCAGUUCCGGUUGAAAAAUUAUGGCUCGGCAUUGGCUGACUCUACGAUUGCUUCAAAACUCAAGCCUAACUACGUGAAAGCAAUGACAAAAGCUGCCCUUUGUUGCUGGGAAUUGGAGCGUUACCAGGAGUGCAUAGACUGGUGUCGACAGCUCUUAGAGUUGGACCCUGCGAAUGCAGAAAUGACAGCGCUUAAGGACAAGGCAGAGAAAGCUUUGAAAUUAGCUGAGCGGAACAAGAGAAAGGCGGAGCUCAAGGAAAGACUGGCGGCUCGGCAAGAGGCUGCUCUCAGAAGUGCUCUCGAGGAGCGAGGAAUUAAACUCCCUAAACCGAAGGAUGAGGAACUGGAGUGCAACCCCUUCGAUCCACUCACGCCCACCCAUCCUGCCUUGCGGGAUCACAGGGUGCACCAGUCACCAACAGGUGACGGCCUUGUGUGGCCAGCUAUUUUCCUCUACCCCGAGGUGAUGGAAUCAGACUUUGUGCAAAGCUUUGACGAGUCUUCGAGCUUUGGAGAGCAGCUUGAGCUGCUGUUUGGAGACACAGUCAGCCAGCCUGAGUGGAAUGCCAGUGGUCAAUACACUCCCAACAGUGUUUCAGUUUGGUUCAAAGACCACUUUACAGGAAAGCCUGUGGCCAUCUCACCAAAGACUACCCUGAAGACGGUAGUUUUCGACAAAAGAUUCCACAUUGACAAUGGUACCACGUCAUUCUGGGUCUUACCCAAAGGCACGGAGUAUGAGGCACGUUUCCUUGCUCAAACGAGCAGCACGUGACGUUGGAAAGAAAAUAAAGGACGCUGUUCUUUUCACACAAA